GCGCGAUCUCGUGGCCGCCCCCUCCCCUCUCUCGGCCUCCCGGGCUCUUGCUGCAGCGUCAGCCUCGCUCCGGCUUCGGCGGCGGGGGCGGCUCCCUCGCCUCAGCCCCGGCGCCCCUCGGCGCCCCUCGGCGCCCCUCGGCCCCAGUCCGCAGCGCUGCCGGCUCUCGGCCGCCCAGGCGCCGGCCUAGGCCGCGGCCUCAGCCCCGGCCUCGCGUCGGCGCCGCCCGCUCCCGGCCCGCCCCCUAUGGGCCCCGGCUAGAGGCGCCGCCGCUGCCGGCCCGCGGAGCCCCGAUGCUGGCCCGGAGGAAGCCGGUGCUGCCGGCGCUCACCAUCAACCCCGCCAUCGCUGAGGGCCCGUCCCCCACCAGCGAGGGCGCCUCCGAAGCAAACUUGGUGGACCUGCAGAAGAAGCUCGAGGAGCUUGAACUUGAUGAGCAGCAGAAGAAGCGGCUGGAAGCCUUCCUCACCCAGAAGGCCAAGGUCGGUGAGCUCAAGGACGAUGACUUCGAGAGGAUCUCAGAGCUGGGAGCCGGCAAUGGCGGGGUGGUCACCAAAGUGCAGCACAGACCUUCCGGCCUCAUCAUGGCCAGAAAGCUAAUCCACCUUGAGAUCAAGCCAGCCAUCCGGAACCAGAUCAUCCGCGAGCUGCAGGUUCUGCACGAGUGCAACUCCCCCUAUAUCGUGGGCUUCUACGGGGCCUUCUACAGUGACGGGGAGAUCAGCAUCUGCAUGGAGCACAUGGACGGGGGCUCCCUGGACCAAGUGCUGAAAGAGGCCAAGAGGAUUCCCGAAGAGAUCCUUGGGAAGGUCAGCAUCGCGGUUCUCCGGGGCUUGGCAUAUCUUCGGGAAAAGCACCAGAUCAUGCACCGAGACGUGAAACCUUCCAACAUCCUGGUCAACUCCAGAGGCGAGAUCAAGCUGUGCGACUUCGGGGUGAGCGGCCAGCUCAUCGAUUCCAUGGCCAACUCCUUUGUGGGGACUCGGUCCUACAUGUCUCCGGAGCGGUUGCAGGGCACACACUACUCGGUGCAGUCCGACAUCUGGAGCAUGGGCCUGUCUCUGGUGGAGCUGUCCAUUGGCAGGUACCCCAUACCCCCACCUGAUGCCAAGGAGCUGGAGGCCAUAUUUGGCCGGCCCAUGGUCGACGGGGCAGAAGGAGAGCCUCACAGCAUCUCGCCACGGCCGAGACCCCCCGGGCGCCCCAUCAGCGGUCAUGGGAUGGACAGCCGGCCGGCCAUGGCCAUCUUUGAGCUGCUGGACUAUAUUGUGAAUGAGCCUCCCCCCAAGCUGCCCAACGGAGUUUUCACCCCAGAUUUCCAGGAGUUUGUAAAUAAAUGCCUAAUUAAGAACCCAGCAGAACGAGCCGACCUGAAGAUGCUCAUGAACCACGCCUUCAUUAAGCGGUCCGAGGCGGAGGAAGUGGACUUCGCCGGCUGGUUGUGCAAAACACUGCGGCUCAACCAGCCCAGCACACCCACGCGCACCGUCGUGUGACGCCGCGGCCAGUGGAGACCUGGCCAGAGUCCCUGUCUGCGCCCCACCCUUCCAGCCACGCCUCACUUCAACCACCUCCUGCCCGUCCCGGCCAGCGCGCUCACGGGCCUCCGGGGAAGGGGGAUGCUGCUCCCGUGUCGUCUGGGAACCUGCUUACUUAGGUUUAAAAAACAAAACAGGGAAAGAAAGCAAACCGUGCUCAUCACA
Messenger RNA from Cynocephalus volans (Philippine flying lemur), 1703 nucleotides. It is a transcript of the gene MAP2K2, whose product is annotated as mitogen-activated protein kinase kinase 2. Gene Ontology annotation, molecular function: protein kinase activity; ATP binding. The transcript is spliced from 11 exons. NCBI's taxonomy places the organism in Eukaryota, Metazoa, Chordata, Mammalia, Dermoptera, Cynocephalidae. Gene Ontology annotation, biological process: protein phosphorylation. The record is from RefSeq and is a predicted model, not a curated record. The coding region runs from base 294 to 1496 and encodes 400 amino acids.